Molecule: messenger RNA, 399 nt
Organism: Angiostrongylus costaricensis
Lineage: Eukaryota; Metazoa; Nematoda; Chromadorea; Rhabditida; Metastrongylidae
Source: the annotation of a GenBank genome assembly
AUGGCACAAAAACCAUUGACAUAUAAGCAGAAGGCCGGUAUAUCAUUUAUUGAACAAGAUGAUCCACCAUUUAUUAAAGAAAUGAAGAAGAAGAUGGGAUUUAAGGAGCCACCGAAGUUGGAGGAUAAGUUCGAAGAGCCUGGUCCAGCAGAUAUUGAUGAUCCUGAAGCAGAGCUAUUACGUAUGAAAGAAGAAGAUCGUGAAUUUUGCUUUGAAGAGAAAUCAAAUAUUUCAGCUAGAAAAAUCGCAGAGGGGAAAAUCACUUUUAAAAAGCCAACAAAGAGAACCACACAGGUGGAUGAAAGUGACGAAGUGGAAGAGAAGAGAAAGAAAGAUGAGGUGAAACAACCAGAAACUCGACUGCUAUCAUUUGGAAAUGAUGAGGAAGAAGAUGAAUGA